AUGAGCGUGCUGAUCCGCAACGCGCAGCGCGCAGCGCCUCUGCGCCGGGUGCCGCUCCGUCGCGCCGUCUGCGCGCUGCGGGCCGCGCUGGGCGCCGCGCGCUUCGACGUGGCGCUGAUCUGCGCCGGCGACGGGCUGAUGAGGCGGCUGAACGGCGCGUACCGCCGGCGCCCCGAGCCCACCGACGUGCUGUCCUUCCCCUACCAUCGGGUGGCGCCGGGCGAGCUCCCGCGGCCGCGCAGCCGCGACGAGUACAACCUCGGGGACAUCUUCCUGGGGGUGGAGCUCAUCCAGCGGCGGUGCCGCCGGGACGGGGAGGACUUCGAGAGCGUGCUGACGGUGAGCGCUGCGGCUCGGAGGAUCUGGGCCUGCGGCCUGGGAGCCCUAGCGUUCGUUUUUCUUCUCGGGUUUUAGCUGCGGGAGGCGGGAGUCUGAAUGGAGCGGUGUCCACUUGAGCGAGCGGUGGGCCCAGGGGAACCUCGUGUUCUCGUGCAUAUUCUCAUGGGACCGUGAAUCUCAUGGUAUCGUGUGUAUUAGAGAAUAUGAAUGUUGGACACAGCAAGCCUGCAUAUGCAUACAGACCGGGGGAGGACAGGCUAGAGAGCAGCCCUGUGGAAAGGGA
Molecule: messenger RNA, 622 nt
Organism: Centrocercus urophasianus (Greater sage-grouse)
Lineage: Eukaryota; Metazoa; Chordata; Aves; Galliformes; Phasianidae
Gene: YBEY
Product: ybeY metalloendoribonuclease
Exons: 1
Coding region: 1-414 (137 amino acids)
Biological process (GO): rRNA processing
Molecular function (GO): metalloendopeptidase activity
Source: RefSeq, a predicted model, not a curated record